This is a messenger RNA of Penaeus monodon (black tiger shrimp), 336 nucleotides long. RefSeq lists its product as uncharacterized. NCBI's taxonomy places the organism in Eukaryota, Metazoa, Arthropoda, Malacostraca, Decapoda, Penaeidae. The record is from RefSeq and is a predicted model, not a curated record. The coding region runs from base 1 to 336 and encodes 111 amino acids. The transcript is spliced from 2 exons.
AUGGGAGAAGAUACAGCAGAGGAAACAAUCAAGCUAGGUGAAGAUAAAGUCCCAAAAGUGAGGGAAUUUAUAUAUUUAGGGUCUACAGUCCAGGAAGAUGCCGGUUCAGACAGGAAGAUCAACUUUACAGGAAGGUUAAUCAAGAGGAAUAGUUGGAGGAAAGUCACUGGAAUUGUGUGCGACAGGCGGGUGGCAGAAAAAGUAAAAGGCAAGAUGCACAAUGUGAUGGUGAGACCAGCAAUGUUAUAUGGACUGGAAGCAACAUCCUUGACAAAAGCACAUAAACGAAAGCUGGAGGUGGCAGAGAUGAAAAUGCUGAGAGGGGUCUGGGUCUAA